AUGGAUGUCACACCAACAUUGGCCAUCGCCCGACUCUCCAGUGAUUACUGCAAAACUGUUGAACAACCUCCACCGUCAGGAGAAUUUGGAUCGUCACAGCAAAGGAAUCCUUCAACAACAAGAACAUUUGGGUCUUCUAGAGUGGGUUCAAGGAUUGCUUCAGGUCACAACUUUAGUUUUUCGCCAACAUCCAUACCUACUUCGGGAGAACUGGAUUCUCUUUUGGUUGCAUUUGGGUCUCAUGGUAGUGGCCCGUCGUAUGAAGCACCCCUGGCUUCCUCAUUUUCUUCAUCAUUAUCUUCUUCCACCUUGAAUCAGACGCAGUACAUUUGCCCUUGGUGUCAAAGGGUGUUUUCUAAGAGCAGCAAUCUAAAGAGACAUGUCUUGACGCACACUGGCGAGAAACCUUACGCUUGCCCCCUCUGUCCAUAUCGUGCUGUCCAAAAAGUUCAAGUUUUUCAACACCUAAGAAGCAAACACAAUUCUGAAAAAAGCCAACAGGGUAGUGUGACAGAUAAAUUUGGCACACGGCACGGCGUAGGUGAUCACCGUCAGUUUGCGGGACUACACAUCCAACACCGGCAUAUCCAACAUACUGAGUACCAACAUGAUCGACAUCACCUAAAGAAUCCAAGAAGUUCUCAUCCUCAGUUAUCAUACAAGAGGGGCAAUGCUCAGGCUGAUGGUUCACAAAAUAGUGCUGUAGUAACCUCAGAGCAGUCUGAUGUCCAGAAGAGUGGUGAAUCGUGUUCUGUUGUUCAGGGCGGUGAUACUUCUCACAAUGCUACUCAGAUACUGGAAGAUAUUAUAAGUGGAUCAUUAGAUGAAUCUGGUGUGUCACAACAAGUUACUUCUCUAUAUAAAACUGUUCAGGCUACUGGAAGUAAUCCAGAAGUUGUCUUUAAGGGCACAAAUAUGGGUGAUAGUUCAAAUAAUUCAAAAGAUAUUCAGAUGUCACUGGGCAACCACUUGUUGCUUGAAGAUUUAUCCCAAAGAUAUUCUCAGUCACACAACUCUCUCACUGACCAAGGAGAAAAUAUUUCAGCACCAGAGAACUCCACAGAUGAAUCUAAUCAACUAAAGCAAUUGAUGGUGUAUGAGGGAGGCUCAAUGAGACAUCACAGUCUCAUUAAAAAGGUUAAUGCAGUGGCCUGCUACACCUUUAUCUGGGAGCGACAACUGGGUGCAGCAUCGCGUGUUCCUCAAGGUAGACGGUAUGUGGACUACGGCAACACUUCUGCUUGGGUCACCUCCAUAAGUCAGACUUCUACACCUACCACUAUGCCCGUCUUCUCAGGCCACACCUCAAAGUCAUCACCCUCCUCAGUCUCUUACCAUGUCACUCGUGUUGAUUCAGUUGGGCAUGGAAUACAGGGCAAUAUAAUGUCUGUUGAAAAUUUAACAGAAGCUUCUCCGUGCAUAUCACCUAACAAUUCAAAUUUGAUUGAAUCUGGGCAGGGUUCAUGGGCAGACACACCAAAAAUGGGGCCACCUGUUGAUGAAUUACCCAUGGAAAAGGGAGAAGCAGAUGUUUUACGAGUAAUAACAUUAUCUGAGAUUUCUGGAACUGCCCCAAUGCCGACUCGAGAUCCGCUUGAGUGUCCAUGGUGCCUGAAAGUGCUUUCUAAAGCAUCAAAUUUGAAGGUUCACAUACGGCGUCAUACAGGAGAAAAGCCAUAUCGCUGCUUGUUUUGUCCAUAUACUGCUGCCCAAAAAAUUCAAGUUGUAAACCACAUGAAUGCUAGACACCAAGCAUCUCCCAGCUCAUUUUUGUGA
Procambarus clarkii (red swamp crayfish) is the source of this 1776-nucleotide messenger RNA. The record is from RefSeq and is a predicted model, not a curated record. NCBI's taxonomy places the organism in Eukaryota, Metazoa, Arthropoda, Malacostraca, Decapoda, Cambaridae.